Populus trichocarpa (black cottonwood) is the source of this 519-nucleotide messenger RNA. RefSeq names its product stress-induced protein KIN2. The transcript has 3 exons. Lineage: Eukaryota; Viridiplantae; Streptophyta; Magnoliopsida; Malpighiales; Salicaceae. The record is from RefSeq and is a predicted model, not a curated record. Bases 105 to 308 code for a protein of 67 amino acids.
GCUGAUGUUUAUUACCAGAAGUUGUGUGUUUUCAAUCUUUCAAGUGUUUUAGCUUUCAAUUCAUUUGUGUUCUCUCAAUCUUUCAAAGAAAUCAAUAACCAAAAAUGGCUGACAACACCCAGAAGAUGAGCUACCAUGCUGGCGAGGCCAAAGGCCAAGCUCAGGAGAAGGCCAGUAACUUGAUGGACAGAGCUGACAAUGCUGCUCAAUCUGCAAAGGAAUCAGUGCAAGAGGCUGGUCAGCAGGUGAGGGAAAAGUCACAGGGAGCUGUUGAAGGAGUAAAGAAUGCAACUGGCAUGAACAAGUGAAGCUGGAUCGAUGGAGUCCAAUGAUCGUCUAUUGCAUGAAAUUUAGAAAUUGAAUGCAAUUUUCAUCUAUCAAGCAGUUGUUUUUGUUUUUUUGUUUCUGUCUUUCCUUUUGUAUAAAGAAGAGAGCUCUCUGAUCUGCAGUUCUCUCGUAAGUUUGUAGGCACAUGCAUGUUUUGCCCUUAAUUAUUAGAAAAAUUUUACUUUCAGUUCA